Molecule: messenger RNA, 1460 nt
Organism: Rhagoletis pomonella (apple maggot)
Lineage: Eukaryota; Metazoa; Arthropoda; Insecta; Diptera; Tephritidae
Product: inositol monophosphatase 3-like
Exons: 3
Coding region: 119-1255 (378 amino acids)
Biological process (GO): signal transduction; phosphatidylinositol phosphate biosynthetic process; inositol metabolic process
Molecular function (GO): inositol monophosphate 1-phosphatase activity
Source: RefSeq, a predicted model, not a curated record
UAAAGACUCUUGUUAGCGCUCUAAAAGCUUAAGUUUUUCUUAUUUUCUUCUCACACGCUCGCACUCUGCAUUACACUCAUCUCAAAUUUUACGACGAGCAACCGCAAUUUAUAUAAAAAUGCUUCCGCUACGGAAUCAGUGGUUGGCGAUUCAUCUUUGUAAUAAGAACGUACUCAGUAAAAGCACAGCAAGAAUAGUAAUCACAGCAACAAUAAAUAGAAGCAUAACAAAUUUUAAGCAAAGCGAGCAUAGUGGAAUAACAAAACACACUGCAGUCACCACCAGCAACACCACCAACGCCUUCCAUUCGCCGGUAGGGAGCCUCAGACGUUACUUCCAAACUCACUUUGUCUAUCCACUGACCGCAUUUGCUCGCCCUAAACGAACAAUAACAACAAAAAUGCCAAACACAAGUGACGAUACGAGUAUACGUAACUAUUAUAAUGUAGCUUUAGAAUUGGUAAUGAAAUGUGGUCCACUAGUACGUGAAGGUUAUAGCAAUGCUAAUGCGGAUUUUAAACAAAAAGCAGCAUUUUUUGAUUUAGUCACUAAAUAUGACAAAGAUAUUGAAGAUAUACUCGUUGAGGGUUUAAGCAAAGCUUUUCCAGAAUCGAAAUUUAUUGGUGAGGAAGCUGUAGCCGAAAGUGGUAAAAUGCCAGAGUUGACUGAUGCGCCCACAUGGAUUAUUGAUCCAAUAGAUGGUACAACAAAUUUUAUACAUCGCAUACCAUAUUGGUGUAUAUCGGUCGGUUUGGCUCUAAAUAAGGAAUUGGUAGUGGGUAUUGUGUAUAAUCCGAUUGCAAAUGAAAUGUACUCAGCGUGGAAGGGACACGGCGCUUAUUUGAAUGGACAACGUAUUCGUGUUAAGAAUUGUACCAAAAUGAACCAUGCCGUUUUAGCUUAUGAAAUCUCGCUCGUCCACGCACCUUUAGUACGUGAUAAAAACGUUAAACGUUUUUCGAAACUUGCUGCUAAUAGUUUGGGUUCUCGUUGCAUUGGCAGCGCAGCAUUGACGCUCUGUUACGUCGCUCGCGGUAGCUUUGAUUGUUAUCAUGUGGAAGAUCUACAACCUUGGGAUAUAGCAGGUGGUGCAGUUAUAUUACGUGAAGCCGGCGGUGAUCUCUAUCACACUAAAGGUGGUGAAUUUCAAAUAAUGAAGCCUAACUUGAUAGCGGCAGCUACACCAGAGUUGGCAAAGGUUAUGGUCGGUUUGAUUGAUGAGGCCGAUGCUUUGACACAUUUCACGUUUAAAUAAUUAUUUAUAAAUUUUACUUUAUGGCGAUUUCGUUUCUACAAAACAUUUGGCCUUCUCAUCGCCCUCUUUUUAGUGUUUGUGCCUAGAGGGCAAGGAGAAGGUUGCAUUUUUCGGUAGAAACGAAAUCGGCAUUAGCUUCAAAGUAUUGCAAUUUUAUUAAAAUAAAAUAUUUUAAAACUUACAUUUGGCGGCAUUCCAUGACUUU